Cladocopium goreaui is the source of this 429-nucleotide messenger RNA. Lineage: Eukaryota; Dinophyceae; Suessiales; Symbiodiniaceae. The record is from the annotation of a GenBank genome assembly.
AUGCUUCGGGUGGACUGUGUUACGGAGGCCGCCUCGGCGGAGAUGUUGGCCUCGGCCAUGGCGAGCGCUGGGAUGCCGCCCGAGGAGAUUCAUCAGGCCAAUCCAUUGGAUGUCCUGCACCACUUUGAGCAGCUCCUGCCCCCCAAGUUGACGCGAAUGCUCAGUACAGGCUCAUUUGUGGAGUCCUGCUUAGCCGAUUUUCAAGAGGUGUCUGGUGGGAAGCAGUUGCCUAUCGAAGAUGCUGCGACCAUGGUUUGCACCCUGGUCAACAGUCUUCGAAUCGAACCCAGCCUUGCACUCUCGGAGGAGCGGUGCCUGCGUUUGGCGCAGAAAUAUGAUGUGGACUCCUUGUUCUAUGUGGGACCUCAGGAGUUUCUGGACCUGUUGCGCUAUGUGGUUGUCGUGAGGCAUAGUGAAACCUUGCGAUAG